Effrenium voratum is the source of this 1314-nucleotide messenger RNA. The record is from the annotation of a GenBank genome assembly. Lineage: Eukaryota; Dinophyceae; Suessiales; Symbiodiniaceae.
AUGGCCAGGCGGAGGGCAACGCAGGCGGCAUGCGACUAUCGGUCGCUGCUUGGGCUUCUGCUCGGCGGCAUCGUUGCGGGCUUUGUCCUCUCAGUGGAGCGCGCGGAGAUCUCCGAGCCCGACCGGAGAGUCGCAGCCCCUUCUCCGGCCGAAGUCAGGCCCAGCACAGCGCAAGAGCUGUCAGCUUGGCCGAGCAAAGCGGCCGAAGAGCAGCUGGCGCCAGCGGAGCCAAGGCCUUCGCAGGCCAACGAGUAUGGAUUCUACAUGCACGUGCACGGCCACCCAGCGGCCGUGAUCCAUCAAGUCCGGGAGAUCAAAAAGUGGUUUCCCGGAUCUCCGAUUUAUGUCAUGAGUGAUGGCAACAUGGACUUCAGCCGCCUUUGUGCCAAGGAGGGCUGCACCUUCGUGCUAUGCCCUCCUGCCAACGACCGCUGGCACCCGUGGCCAUUUCUGCGACGGCUCUACGACGCAGCUGUUGCGCUGAAGACGGACUUCGUGAUCCUGCUAGAGCCCGACAACACGAUCCAUGGGCCAAUCAAGACUCGGCCCCAGUUCGAUGCUGGCGGCUUGCAUGUCAAGGACAGGUCCUUUGCCGGCGCGGACUAUGUGGAGCCUUUGGCGCGGGCGCGGGUGGCGGACUUCAAGUGGACCAAGGCCAGUCAGCAGGCCGGCCUUUGCGGGGGCUCCUACUACCGCACAGCCGCCAUUCUGGACGCAUUUUCAGACGAGAAUGUGGCAAAGAUCGACUGGAAUAUGCUCGGGGAGAAGUUCAGCAAGGAACUCGGCGGGGGGAACUCGGGCGUGGAGUGGCCCUGGAGUGCAGCUCCGGAGCUUCAGCACGUUUUGGGCUUGGACCAUUGGUUCAAGAACGACCCCUUCCGCCUGGAGCUGGGCUUUGGGACGGAUAUCAACAGCACCGGCCGGGAGGAUAUUCGGCAAAUCUGUAAGCACCUGGGCUUGAACUUCCGGUGUGUGGGGGAUGGCACCCAGAAGCGCAUCAUGGCGCUGAAGUUGGACUGCAUCCGCGAGCGGAAGAAAGCGGAGGAUCUGGCGCUUGAGGCUCCCCGCGCUGUGGCCGGCUUCUACCGCGGAGCCCUGAACGUUCUGCCGGAGCAAGAGAAGUUCAAGGUGAACGCUCUCUUCGUGCAGUUCUAUGGUGGCGAGCGCGCCUGGUCCCUGGGAGAGGCAUAUGCUCCUGAGAACCUUCAAGCGGAGGCGCAGGAGCGCAAGCGUCAAAGGGAGGACUCGUCUUCGGACUCAGAGGAUAUGGAAGAGAUGCUGGGCCGCUAUGCCAACGUGCAGAAGACCUCGUGA